Messenger RNA from Nilaparvata lugens (brown planthopper), 4326 nucleotides. Its product is annotated as matrix metalloproteinase-2. The record is from RefSeq and is a predicted model, not a curated record. Gene Ontology annotation, cellular component: extracellular matrix. Lineage: Eukaryota; Metazoa; Arthropoda; Insecta; Hemiptera; Delphacidae. Gene Ontology annotation, molecular function: zinc ion binding; metalloendopeptidase activity. Gene Ontology annotation, biological process: collagen catabolic process; extracellular matrix organization; proteolysis.
CAGACCAACCAAUAGACGCUCUAGUUUGAGUUUUUUCUUGUACAUUCACUGGGCAAUCAUUCACUUGUACAUUCACAAGGAAAUCAAACAAUCAGGUGAAAAAAGUACACUUGAAUACAAAGAAGAAACACUUGGGUGCAAAACAAGGUACACUUGGAAACAAAGCAAGAUACUUUGAAACAAACAAUUUUACAUAGAAGAUUGAAGAAGGGCCAGCAGUUUUUUACUUGUCAACGAUUUUUCAGUGACAAUCACACCCCUCUCAUGCGUUUCAGUUGUUACCCCGUUCCUAACUCUUCAAAAUGAAGUCAGCUGACACCGACAAGGACCGUCAGUCUACGUCAGUCGCUGUCGGCAGAUGAUUGCGUCAGUUCGGCUGCGUUCUAACUGAAAUCACGUGACAACGUGACACGACCGCGUCACAACCAGUUGGGAAAUGUGUCAUGCGUGCUCUCUGUCAUCGGAAAAUGUGCCGAACAAAAAAUGGAGAACGGACUGGAGAGUUGGGGAGUUCUUUGCGGUCAUUGUCGGAGUUCUUGCGUUCGCCUCGUCGGUCGGAGACGCUAUGCCGAGGAGGUCGACUGGACGGGAGGCUCCUGAGAUGGAUAAUAAGUUGAUGGGCUAUCUAGAGAGCUUCGGAUAUCUUCCUGAGGUUAAAGGCGGUCCAGGAAGCCUCAGGUCCGCAGAUCAGCUCAAGGAUGCCCUGAGAAACCUUCAGGCAUUUGCUGGUCUACAAGCCACUGGUGAACUAGAUGUGGAAACGAGGAGACUGCUUCAGAAGCCCCGCUGUGGGCUGCCAGACAUAUCACUGCAACACGCCAAGCGUAAACGUUAUGCCGUGCAGGGCCAGAAAUGGCACACUCUCAACAUCACCUGGAGUUUGCAGACCCAGAGACUUCUGUCUUUGGACCAUGGCAAGGUACGAAGGGAAUUGCAUCGAGCUCUCGAUCUGUGGGCUCAAAAUUCCCAGCUCACUUUUCGUGAGAUUGCGUCCGAGAAUGCUGAUAUCGUGAUCAACUUCCAUCGAGGCUAUCAUGGAGAUGGAUAUCCAUUCGAUGGACAAGGCUUGAUUUUAGCGCAUGCGUUCUUCCCUGCCGGGUCGGGGGGAGACGUCCAUUUCGACGAAGAUGAAAUUUGGCAAGUCGAUAGUGACAGCAAUCAAGUUGGAGGCACGAGUUUGUUUUCGGUGGCGGCUCACGAGUUUGGGCACUCCCUAGGCCUGUCACACUCGUCUGUGGCGGGGGCGCUCAUGUACCCCUGGUACCACGGACUUGUCGACUCCUACCGACUUCCCGAGGACGACAGGCAUGGCAUACAACAGCUAUACGGUGAAGGAUCGAAAGGUAAACUGUGGGCGAAAAUGCCGGUCUACACUCCAAGCCACGGUGACCCCGGUCAUCCACGGCGACAUCAUCCAACAACCACUACAACCACCACAAGCACGACCACCACGACCAGCACCACACCGCAUCCACGGCCCGAGGAGCCACUCACCUGCGACACCACCUAUGACGCGGUGUCCGUCAUCCGCUCCGAGGUGUUCAUUUUCAAAGACAAAUACAUGUGGCGAAUCAGCGACAAAGGCCUGAUGACUGGCUACCCGGCGCUGAUCACACGGCUGUGGAAUCACCUGCCGGCCGACCUGACGCAUAUCGACGCCGCUUACGAACGCACCGACAAACGCAUUGUCUUCUUCAUAGGACGCCGUCUGUUCGUGUUCCGCGGCAACAGCCUAGAGCACGGUUAUCCACAGCCUCUCACGUCACUCGGCCUGCCGCACUCUCUCAACAAGGUGGACAGUGCCUUCGUUUGGGGCCACAACAGCAAGACGUACAUCUUUGCUGGCGACAAGUACUGGAAGCUGGACGAUGAGGAUGGCAGGGUGGAGAAGGACUAUCCCAGGCCCAUUGGCGGGGUGUGGGGGGGAGUCGGCUACCCCAUCGAUGCUGUUUUCCAGUGGAAGGACGGCGCUACAUACUUCUUCAAGGACAAGAGCUUCUGGAAAUUCAACGAUCUUCUAAUGCGAGUUGACAAUGAGCGACCAAUUCUGUCGGCGCCAUUUUGGAUGGGGCUGUCCAAGGCCAAAAGUAGAUCCCAUAGACGGAAGCACAGACGAUAAGACCGGUUCACAGGCGAUCACACUCUCUCCCGACUAUGUGCAUAUCUAUUUGUUACUUUUUGCAAUUUACACACUAUUUAGUUGACAAAUACUUCAUUUGUGAAGAGGAACUAUUUCUUUCAUUUUAUUGAUACUUGUUUCAUGUAAGGAGAUCCAGUUACUCUAAGACCCAGUUUCUAAGACACUUAUUUAAUAUAAUAAGUGGUUUAAUGGUAGCCUACCUUAUCUUAUUAGAAACUGGGAGAAAUACUUUGACUAGUCAGAGUUAUGAGUCAGAACACUGUGUCUGACUGCUUGUGGUCUGAUUAAAAAAAAAUGUAUUCAUGUAGAAAUGCUAAAAAUGUAUUUUGCUAGUAUUGCUGCAAAAUACAUUUCAGCGUUUCCAUAUUAAUCAUUUUUUAUAUCAGACCACAGUCAUGUGUAUAAUUUUACAUCAGAGCAUGUCUUGGAACUUGCUUUGUUACAGAUGGGGUACACUUAUCCACUGAUGAUCAAUAAUAAUUUGAUGAUCUUUUGGUAUAAGUAAAUGUGUAAUAUUGUAUCAAAGUGUAUAGAUCCUUAUGUUUUUUCAUGAUUCUCAUGUAGUUAGGCUACUCAAAUUUGAUAUAUUUUUAAUAUAAUGUAGUGUGUAUCACAAAAUGUUCCAAACAGCUUCUACUGAGGAUAAUACAUGAUCUUUUAUAGAUAAAGUUUUAACAAACAUUUCUCAUAGUUCUAUGUAAUGUACAGUAUCACAUAUACCUAUGUGUUACAAUAUUUAAAUUAUUGUAAAAAUUUUGUACAAUAUUAAUCAAAAAUAGUAUAUAUUACUGAUUCAUAUUUCUACUAAAGAUAUAUAUCUCCAUCUCAAUACACAUGUAUCUAAACCUACUGCAGCACAUGUAAAAACUAUUUUCAUGCUCUGGAAUGAACACAGAAUCUGAAUAAUCUGAUGUAAACUUGAAUUAAAAAAAAACACUUUAGGAGUGAAAAUGCACUUACUUUGGUAGUGACGAUCGUUUCGACCUGUUGUUGGUCAUCAUCAGACUGUAGGAAUUUACUCCUUGACUCGUAUUAAACCUUGACAUCUGAGUAAAUUCCCACAGUCUGAUUAUGACCAACAACAGGUCGAAACGAUCGUCACCACCUAAGUAAGUGUAUUUUCACUCCAAAAGUGUUUUUUAAAAUUCAAGUUUAAUUUUAACAGGGGAAAAUUAUGGAUAUACAACAGAGUAAUCUGAUGUUUCAUUUUUUGAGCCAAUGAUACGGUAAUAUGUUUAAUAAAAAAUAAAGAAAAACACCAUACCGUAAUUGCAAUGCCCAGUUGUAAUAAAAAUGUUAGUGUAUAGAUGCUCUUAUAAAUUAUCUAAGAAUCUAUUGUACUCUAUUGUAAUCAUUAUACUCUUCUAUUUAUAAUAUUAUUUCAAAAUGUUUAUAUUCAUAUUAUUUUAUUGUCUUGCGUAUUUUUGUUUAUUCAAUUAUUCCAAUUGCCUGCAAACUAUGGAACUGUUGAGAUAAAAAUAAUGAAAAGUGUUGAUGUUGAAAAAAUCAAUGAAAUUUAUACUGCCACUUUCAUAAGACUGAUUUUGUCUUGAAUGCAAUCAUGUUUAUUGAUAGAAUGAUACAUUAAGUUGAAUGUUUUUAUGGUAUUAAUGUGUUUAAGUGCAAAUUUAUUGUUGGACUUAUCUAAUUGGAUGGUAUACUAUUAUUUAUUGAAAGAGCUUCAAUUUUGUAUACUAUGAUUCAAUUGAAAAUGUAUUUAUUUUAACUAUACUGGCCUUAUACUGGUUCAAUUCAUGAAUUCUGAUACAUAUAUUUUUAAAAAUGACUAGAUUUAGUAUAAAAUUACGCAGAGUAUAAUAAUCGAUUAUACUUUUAUUAUAAUAGUCUCAAACUCUAUUAUAAUUCUCUACCCACAUCAUUAUGUAUUGCUUGAAUGUAUAAAUGUAUCUCUUAUCUCAAUAAUGUAGAAAUAACAACGUUAUCUCCUUUUCGGAACUAUAUUUUUGGGGCAGAAAAUUUGUAACUACUGUGAUAAUUAUAUUUGAGAAAGAUAUAGUAUCUUGUUUUUGGAAAUUUAUAUAGCAUUUUUUUUUUUUAAUGAAGAGGUUAUCAGUGUUAUUUUGUUUUCCAAACUCUAAUUUAUAAGUAUUUUAGAGAGAUUAAGUACUGUACAGUAUAAUAUUGUAAUACAACAAUGUAUAAUAUAUUACAGUUGUAUUUCUGGA